Molecule: messenger RNA, 1532 nt
Organism: Anolis carolinensis (green anole)
Lineage: Eukaryota; Metazoa; Chordata; Lepidosauria; Squamata; Anolidae
Gene: tmem59l
Product: transmembrane protein 59 like
Exons: 8
Coding region: 60-1103 (347 amino acids)
Source: RefSeq, a predicted model, not a curated record
CCCUCCCUCCUUCCCGGCCUGCUUCUCCUCCGCCUUGCGUCGGGAGUCUGAGGCCGGCCAUGGCUGCUGGGCCUGCCGCCGCCCUCGUCCUCUUUGCGGCCGCUUUGGCCGCCCCCGCCGCCUCCGCCGCCCCUCCGGAGGACCCCUUCGCCGCGCAGCUGGGCGACCUCUCGGCCUGCCGGGAGCGCUGCGGGCGAAGCCUCCGGGGCCCUGGAGCCCCUCCCGGGCAGGGACAGGAUGCGGUGCUCAACGCCUGUUCCCGGGGCUGCCGUCUGUUUUCCAUCUGUCAUUUUGUGGACGCCACCGUGGAGCUGAAUGCGACCCGGGCCGAGUGCGAAUCAGCCUGCAUGGAAGCCUACCUGGGCGGAGAAGAGCAGUUUGGCUGCUUGACCGGAUGCCGGACACAGAUGCCCGUCACCCAAAGCCUGGAAGGAAAGGCACAAGAUCAGAAGCCGCCAGCCCCGUUCUCGGUCUUGGACGUGGUCUCCAACUUUUGCAACGACAUUGUGAGCUCGGCGCAGAGUUUCAUCUCCUCCACCUGGACCUUCUACCUGCAGGCCGAUGACGGGAAGGUGGUGGUCUUUCAGUCCCAGCCGGAGAUGGAAUAUCCGGUCCCGGAGGUCCAGGCGCCCAAGUUGGAGGUCUCCGAGGAGGAGGCGGCGUGGACCCCGUCGGCCGCAAACACCCUCAAGCCCCACACAGGUCUCCGUGAGAAGCUGGAGCGCCCUCCGGUGGAAGAGGCCAAGAGCCAGGGCCAGCUCCUUGCGGACAGCCCUGCGCCGCCCGAACACGAUUUCCUGGGAUGCAUGUCCAAGCGUUCGGGGCUCCCGCGCUGGAUCCUGGCCGCCUGCCUCUUCCUCUCGGUCGUGGUCAUGCUCUGGCUCAGCUGCGCCAGCCUGGUCACCGCCCCCGAUCACCACGUCAAGACACAGCCCCUGAGCAUCAACGGGGACAAGGAGUUCCUGGAGGACCUGGGCGGGCCCGUGCCGUUCUCGCUGCGCCCGGUCAUCGCGGUGGCCAUCUGCCCGGCCGGAGGCGACCCUGACGAGGAGAUGGCCAGCCCGCUCCCGGUCAAAGUGGAUUUGGACAAGACGGCCGUCUAGGAAGGGCCUGAGUCGUCGUUUUUCCCCCCUGUCGUUCCCCUCGGUUUGCCCCACUCACACUUUUUUGUUGUGUUCUCGCCGGCAACACACAAUCCGAUCCCUCCCGACAGAUGGCCAGCCUUCCAGGCAACACAUUCCAUGCUUAGGGAGUGAGUGGGGCAACGGCUUCCAAACCUUGACACACACACAUACACACACAGGACUUCCGAAACAUAACGACAACAACAAUAACAACAACAACAAUAACAACAACAACAACAAUUUUAUUAUUUUUAUUAUUUUAUUAUUAUUAUUAUUAUUUAUUUUUAUUUUUUAUUUUUUUAUUAUUUUAUUGUUUUGUUAUAUUUAUUAUUUUUAAUUUUUAUUAUUUUCAAAGGGUUGCUGUGAGUCUUUUGGGCUGGAACGUGGCAAUACCGCCUGGAAAACUCA